GCCAAAUCUAUCCGUUAACCCUAAACUCGCUCACUCCCUUCCACACCUACCCUUCUCUCCUCUCUCUCUGUAACGGUUCGAUUUCCAUUGAAGGAGAGAAGAGGAAAGAAGGCUAUCACACAACUUUUCGUAUAAUUAUUGUUUUUAUUUUUUUAUUUUUUUCACCAACGAGGAUUAUUUUGAAGAUUCUUUGAAUCUCCGGGAAAUGGGGAAACUUAUCUGUGAUUCGACGGCGUCGUCGCCGGUGAUUCCAUGGAGGGACCCCACCUCCACCCCUUCCAACCUCGACUCCAUCGAUCUCGUUGACCAGAUGUCGGCGGCGGCCGCCAGCGCCGUCUCCGCCACGCCGUGGGAAAAUGUCUCCGGGCUGGAGGACCAGCAGAGGAAGAGCCUGGCCAAGAUCCAGGCCAAGGGCGUGCUUUGGAAGCACCCCAAGGACCCGAGCACGUCCGUGGUGUUCCGGCUCGGCCACGGCGGCGAGGUGCAGUCGGACGGGAACUGCCUCUUCACGGCGUCGAUAAAGGCCAUGGGUCUUCCGGCGGCCUCUACCGCAAGAGAUCUGAGGCGCCGGGCCGUGCUACGGUUCAUGGAGGAUUUCGGAUCGGCGGGCGUUGAGGAGAGGGGAAUGAUUGAGGCGGCGAUUAAACAUAUGUACUCUCCAGAUCUAAAUGCCGGUUGGGGUAUUCACGUUGUCCAAGAGCUGAAACUAUUAGCCAAGAAAGAAGACCGGGAAGCUCUGGACUCGGCCAUAAAUGAGCUCGUUCAGCUCGGAAUGCAGAGGGAAUUGGCUGCCGAGUCGAUUUACAAAGAGAGAUGUAUAUAUGUGGAUGAUGGACCAAGUUGGGCAAAGUAUAUGUUAAUCUCUGGUUCCCCUGAAGAUGAAUACAAUAUCAUCAACUUGCAAUAUACAGAGGAGGGAUUGUUAACUGUAGACGAGAACAGAUAUGGUCAUGCUGCGGCUUUUGGUGAUGACAUUGCUAUUGAGUGUCUUGCUACUGAGUUUAAACGCGAGAUUUUUGUGGUUCAAGCUCACGGAUCUGAUGCAAUGGUUGAUGAAGAUAACUGUGUUUUCUUCCUCCCACACCGUCCUAGAAGUGAAAUAUGUGAACCUCCUUUCUUUCUUUUCAUGAAAGGAACAGGUAAUUUGAUUCACAAGUACAGUAUAGUAAUAUAUAUUUGUCAUGUCAUUUGUUUAUUUGUUUUUGGCUAUAAAUUCAUGUACUAGUCCAAAAUGGGUGUCAAGGAAACUUUUGUUUUAAAAAACAACAAAACCUGUACUCAAAUAAUCUUCAAUAAUCUCACAGAUGGAUCAUACCCGACUCUUUUGGACCAGCUUAAGUAGGAAAUAGGCACUCAGUGUAAUCUUUUUUGUUUGCAGGAUGGUGUGGAGCUGGAGGCGACCAUUAUGAACCCCUAAUUGCUCACCCUUCACCAUUUUCACAGGAGAAGGUUGCUCUGGUACUUUAGUUUAGAGCAGUGUACUACUCAUCAGCAUCAUCAUUCAAAAUUUUGUUUCCCUAUUUCCUACAAUUCUUUCCCUUAGGGUGUCACACAGAGGAGAAUUACCCAUUUUUGUGACAGUCGAUUUUUUACUGUUAAUGGCAAGUGUGGUAGUCAGAUAGUCAUUUUGGCGGCUUUUAUCGUUGUUGUUGUUGGUAUAUGUAUCAAUCAUCUUUUGAGUUGUAGUGUUUGUUUUGGUACUGGCACUAGCUAUACCUCCCAACUGAGUCACACACUACUCAAUGUAGUUUUUUCUCUGCUUGUUGUAUUCCUUGACUUGGUUUAAAUCAUAGAAAAUGAUUCUGAUCAUUCUCAACAUUGCCAAUAGAAUUGUCUUCUUUUCAAAAGUUUUGUGCAAGGCCUCAAUUAGUAAUCAGAUCAGAGAAAGGUUGCAGCAUUUGGAAUGGAGGGUUUUUUAUGGGGGAGCAAGAAGAAAAAAUGUGGAUAAUCUUUCUGAAGUAUCAUGAUCGCCCCCAUAUGCAUGUAACAAAAUGUUGUCUAGGCUUCCAUAAUGAGAUAGAAUGGUUAUUAACCUAAUUAAUGUUUGUUCAUUCAGUAUGGCUUGUUCUUUUGGUAUAUUCUUAUUCUAUUUAGAGUUUUAGACGUGACUAAAUGGUGACUAUUUUCCCAAAUAUGAGAAUUGUGCUUGAUAAAAAUACACUUUGAAUUGGUG
Cuscuta epithymum is the source of this 2173-nucleotide messenger RNA. NCBI's taxonomy places the organism in Eukaryota, Viridiplantae, Streptophyta, Magnoliopsida, Solanales, Convolvulaceae. The record is from the annotation of a GenBank genome assembly.